This is a messenger RNA of Cetraspora pellucida, 510 nucleotides long. The record is from the annotation of a GenBank genome assembly. Lineage: Eukaryota; Fungi; Glomeromycota; Glomeromycetes; Diversisporales; Gigasporaceae.
ACCAACUAUCCCACAGUUACUGCAGAAAAACAGCGAAUGCUUUUUGGUUCAACAGUCCAAGGCAGUGAUUUUUUACGUAAACUUGCUAGACUUGCUGGUAUUGAUGAACAACAAAUUCGAUUACAAUUUAUUCAUGAACUUGAAGAAAUUGAAAGAUAUAAGACAGAGCAAUUAUCUGAAGCAUAUUUAUAUUCAGGCACAGAUAAAUCUUAUAAAAAAAACAAUAACUCUUCAGGUCUGAGUAUGACCAAAACUGAGAUUGAAAACUUGAUAAAAUCUAUGAUGUCAUCUAUCCAAGAAAUGAAGACUCAGCACUUUGUGCCAUCUCAACCGAUUUCUUCACAACCAUCUCAAUCAUACUAUAGGCCACAACUACCAGGAACCUCUCAAAUUAUACAAGAUACGAAUAUGACUAGAUUAAUACAAUGGCUUACUGGAGAGAUUCCAGAAUUUGUUCCUGUUCCCAAGCCUGAUUUACCCCCAAAACCAACAAUAAAGAAAGCAUUGUGA